UCUUCAGCGCGAGCGUGUGCAUCAUUUUCGAAUUCGGAGAAGCCAGAAAUCCAGCAUUAGCACUAUCAGUACUUAUAUAGAAAUAAAUAAUCAAUUUAAAUCAAUCAAUUAGAAGUCAAUCAGAGCAAACACAAAAUGGCAUUGUCCAAGAUCGAUGCAGAGAUCGAGCAAGUCGAUCAAGAGAAAUACCUGCGCGAGGCCACGAACUACUAUCGUGCUCUCGAGAAGCCCCUUAAGUAUGGCCCAGUUAUUGAAACACUGCAGGAUCUGAUCACGGCACUGCAUCGCGAGUUCGAAACUAACUACGUCAACAUGGAAAUGGUCAAUCAUUUGAUGCUGUCGUACAAGUCGAAUCCCAAGGAAUGGCGCAAAUAUGCCAAAUUCGAUCGUUACACCUACACCCGAAAUUUGGUCGAUGAGGGCAAUGGAAAAUUCAACCUGCUUAUCCUUUGCUGGGGUGAAGGACAUAGUUCCUCAGUGCACGAUCAUGCUGAUUCGCAUUGUUUUAUGAAAAUGCUGAAGGGAGAUUUGCGCGAGAAACGCUACGAGUACCCUAAUCGGCAAAAGAGCACCGGAAAUGGAGAUCAGCAGCAACAGCACGAACACGGUUCCGAGAUCGAUGAUCGCGAACUGGUGGAGAUUGGCGAAACGCCCAUUGCCGUGAAUGACGUGGCCUAUAUAAAUGAUAACUUGGGCCUGCAUCGAGUGGAAAAUCCCAGCCAUUCAGAAACUUCUGUAUCGUUGCACCUCUACUGUCCACCUUUCGACACGUGCUCGGUUUUCCAAAGUAACUGCAAAAGAACGCCGGCCAAAGUCACCUUCUGGAGCAAAUAUGGCGUUAGAACAAAACUGAAUGACCAAUAGACGAUUUUGAAAGUCACAAACAUCUUGUUAUAUAUUGUCUAAGUUCUUCUUUAUUACUGUUUGUUAUAUUUCUAAGACAAGUGUUUCCUUAUAUACUUAAAAUUGUUUAAAGUUAGCCGUAGGACUAAGCGAUUUUUCUAGAAUAUUACGUAAUGCCCAAAAAUAUAUGUACAUAUAUGUAGGUAAUUUAAAAAAAAAGAAAUAACAGCUGCCUAA
Scaptodrosophila lebanonensis is the source of this 1080-nucleotide messenger RNA. Its product is annotated as cysteine dioxygenase type 1. Gene Ontology annotation, molecular function: cysteine dioxygenase activity; ferrous iron binding. The record is from RefSeq and is a predicted model, not a curated record. The transcript is spliced from 3 exons. Bases 136 to 864 code for a protein of 242 amino acids. NCBI's taxonomy places the organism in Eukaryota, Metazoa, Arthropoda, Insecta, Diptera, Drosophilidae. Gene Ontology annotation, biological process: L-cysteine catabolic process.